Molecule: messenger RNA, 2223 nt
Organism: Stegastes partitus (bicolor damselfish)
Lineage: Eukaryota; Metazoa; Chordata; Actinopteri; Pomacentridae
Product: cytoskeleton-associated protein 2
Exons: 7
Coding region: 121-1938 (605 amino acids)
Biological process (GO): negative regulation of microtubule depolymerization
Cellular component (GO): microtubule cytoskeleton
Source: RefSeq, a predicted model, not a curated record
ACAGAGCGACGUGUUGUGCUGGUGAGGAGCUGAGCUGCGACGGAGGAGCUUUCUCUGGUACCGCAACCACAGACCACAGCAGAAAUCUCCACUAAUUGAAUCGGUUUUGGGGCCUUCACGAUGGACAGCGUCGCAGUUUCACGACGAAACCAAACCAACAGGAAGGGAAACAAGGAGAACACCCAGCCUGCACAGGGACCCAAGUCCUUCAUCAGAAGAGACAAAACAUCUGCUGCUCCGUUCCAGCUGAAAAGCAAUGACAAAGAAGAGACUCUGGCAAAAAAGGAUCCUUGUAAAGAGAAGCCGAAACAGGCCGCUGGUGAGGCUCUGAAAAAGGUGAAGGUUGUGCAGAGAGAUGGUGUCAAACAAACCCACAGCCAGGCUUUGCUCACCGAACCGGCUGCGAAGCUCAAAAAAGUAGUUGCAGAAGCUCCAAAACCCACAGCUGCUGUCCAGUCGUCAAAAUCUGCUCCAGGCAUGUACAAAGGAAAGAUUAUCCAGUCAAAAAUUGGGUCUAUUUGGAAGGCAAGUGCAUCUGUAGGUGCAGCAGAUCCCAAACAAGAGGGUCAGAACGUGGCCAAACACAGGUCCAAAUCUGUUUCUGAGAUGCCUGGGCGUGGCUCACAAAAACCUGUGCCAACAAGAUCCAAGUCAGUUUCUGAAAGAUCUGCUCAGAUGUCCAAGCCGGCUCCUAACCGACCUGCUCAGAUGUCCAAGCCGAUUCCUAACCGACCUGCUCAGGUGUCCAAGCCCGCCACCAGCAGCCGCCGUCCUGCCGGGUUCUGCUCUGCUCGCCCUCCUACCAGAACCAUCCCAGCAACACUAACUGCUACCAGCUCCAGAAACACUACUGCGGCUUCCACUAAGCCAAGUGGGACUCAGAGCUCAAAGCCAAAGAUUCCAGUGACAAACAGGAAGGUCAGCAAGCCUCCUGUCUCGAGCACCCUCAGCCAGUACAGAUUCACCAUGGAGACGGCCGAGGAGAGGAAAGCGAAACUAGCGGAGUGGCUGGCUUCCAAGGGUAAGAGUUUGAAAAGACCAGCCCUGACAGCAGCAGGACCCUCAAAAGCCAAAACUUCUGCAAAACCCACAGCCGAUUUCAAACCCAAGCCUCAGAUUGAGCCUCAGCCUGCUGCACAGCGUGAACCCGAACAGAACCUGGAAGCACACGGCACCGGCUCUGCUGCCGCUCACUGUGAUGACGCCCGGAGAACGGAGCCGACGGUACACGGCCAGACUCCAAUCAUAAUGAACACCACCCUGGACCUGCUUGAAAACUCUGAUGCCGAUCUGCCUGUUGACCCACAGGACAGAGUGGAUGAUAUUGUUGUGAACCUGUGUGACGCCUUGGAGGCCAUGGCAACACCAUCCAGAUGCAGUGACGAAGUCCCACACAUGACGGAUGAGUGUGAUGGUGUUGAAAUGGAGAGCAGCAAACCAGUGGAGGAAAGUAAACAAGAGGAGCUGAAGAAUGAAACGCCUGAGGAUGUUGGUGAGCAGUCACAGGCUGAGCAAGUAAAGGACAAAGUAGAAGAAUGUGAUGAUCAGAAGGUGAAGACCGAGGAUGCUGAGGAAGAAGAAGAAAGUGAUGAUGACGUCAUGGAGACGACACCCCAGAGGGAGGAUGCAUCAAAGAUAAAGUACAGCGUGAAGACCACUCCAUACCUGCAGAGUGUCAAGAAAACAAUUGAAGAUGAGGCCAGCACAAGCACAUCCAAAAGAAAGAGCAACAUCAAAGAUCUGAAGUUCCUGACACCAGUGCGCAGAUCCUGCCGCAUUGAGCGCAAGUCGUCCCGCCUGCCGAGCAUGCUGGUCGACCACGACCCCUGUGUGUCGUCUCUGGCCGAACUGGUGAAGCUGGACGAUGACGCCAACGCCUACAUCUACAGAAAAAAUGAUGCACUUUUAGAGGAUCUGCCAGACGAACCCAGACUGUGAGGAAAGUGGUUUUAAAAAGAAAAGAAAAAAAAUCCUUCAGUAAUGUCUGAGACUAAAGCUAAUGGACACUUUAUACUGUUACUUGUAAGAUGGUUUCACUAAUCUAAACGCAUCUGCAAGAUGUUUGAUGUGUAAUUUUGUUUUAUUGUAUUGGGGGAGAACAUAGAGUUCAUGUUUGUUCUUUCUAUCUCUGAAUGUUUAACAGUUUCCUUUAACAACAACCAUCAUAACACUGACAUGUAUCACCACAUGUGCUAUAAUAAAAUAAUAUUACUUUAUUUUAAA